AUGUUAUUAUCAUCUUAUAAUUCGAAUGCUCAAACAACCCCACCAAAACCCCAAUCCUUCAUUUUCCCAAUCAAGAAAGAUGCCAAAACCAAUCAAUACUACACCACCAUUCAAAUAGGUUCCAAAGCCACCACACUCGACGUCGUGAUCGACCUCGGCGGCAAAUUCCUCUACUUCUACUCCGGCGACUACUCCAACGCCACGUCAUCGUACCGCCCGAUCCCGUGCGGGACCCGCAAAUGCAGGACCGUCGUCGACACCGACGGCUGCGUCGUCUUCUGCAAUACAUCCCCCGGCCCCGCGCCAGGGUGCACCAACAACACCUGCGCCGACUACGCGCUGAAUCCCUUCACCGGCACCCAGGGCUACAACGGCCUGGGCGAGGACGCCCUGCGCGUGCGCUCCACGCGCGGGUCCCGCCGCUACUACACGGUGAAUAACUUCCCGUUCCAAUAUUCGGAUCCCGUUCUGAAGGAUGAGCUGGCAAGCUCCACCUCCGGAGUGAUUGGGCUGGGCAGGUCAAAGAUAUCCCUGCCUGCCCAGCUCUCCUCUGCUUUCAAGAUCCGCCGGAAGUUCGGCCUCUGUGUUCCGUCUUCCGGCGGCGGUAACGGAAAUAUGAUCGUUGGAGAGACGACAUAUUACAAAAUUUCCAACAAGUCACUGAUUUCCACCACCACCCCACUCUUGAGAAAUCAUGGGAGCAAAUAUAACAAUGGGAGGUUGGGCAACUUGACGGUGGAGUACUUCAUCGGUGUAAGAUCCAUUAAAGUAGGCUCCAAGACACUCUCGUUGAACAAAACGAUGCUCUCGAUCGAUGAGAGCAACGAUGGAAGUGGAGGCACUAGCAUUCAGACAGUGAGGCCUUACACCACACUGCAAAGACCACUUUACAGGGCUUUGGUCAAAGAGUUUGUCAAGGCUGCUCGAGCCAAGAAUAUUACGAGAGUGAAAUCCGUAGCUCCGUUUGGGGCUUGCUUCGAUUCGAAGAGUGUAAUUGUGAGCUCGAAGACGGGCCCACAAGUGCCGACUAUCGAUUUUGUUAUGCAGAAGAAGAGUGUUUAUUGGAGGUUUUAUGGAUCGAAUUCGAUGGUUAGAGUUGCUAGUAAAGACGUGAUUUGCCUUGCGUUUGUUGAAGGAGAAAUAAAUAUAGCAGGACCGACGACGUCGAUAGAAGUGGGAGGGUAUCAAAUGGAGAAUUAUCUGCUCGAGUUCGAUUUGGCUUCUUCAAAGUUCGGGUUUAGCUCUUCACUCUUGCUGCAUGAUACAACUUGUUCUAAGUUCCUAAGCUAG
This is a messenger RNA of Erythranthe guttata (spotted monkey flower), 1290 nucleotides long. RefSeq names its product putative aspartic proteinase GIP2. Gene Ontology annotation, molecular function: aspartic-type endopeptidase activity. NCBI's taxonomy places the organism in Eukaryota, Viridiplantae, Streptophyta, Magnoliopsida, Lamiales, Phrymaceae. The record is from RefSeq and is a predicted model, not a curated record. Gene Ontology annotation, biological process: proteolysis.